Molecule: messenger RNA, 1337 nt
Organism: Solanum verrucosum
Lineage: Eukaryota; Viridiplantae; Streptophyta; Magnoliopsida; Solanales; Solanaceae
Product: ATPase GET3B-like
Exons: 11
Coding region: 98-1267 (389 amino acids)
Biological process (GO): post-translational protein targeting to endoplasmic reticulum membrane
Cellular component (GO): GET complex
Molecular function (GO): ATP binding; ATP hydrolysis activity
Source: RefSeq, a predicted model, not a curated record
AUAAGUUAUAAAAUAGUGUGUGGUGCCCCUCAGAGUCCAAACUGGAGAAGCUAAGAGAAGAUAGCGGAGACCCAAGAUAGUGUUUUCAUCUUCGGCAAUGGAAGUUGUGGGAUAUGGCCAUUCUUCUAAUUCUCUCAGACCCUCACACCCACUUUCUCUCUUCAACUUCAGACCAACCUUCAGCUCGGCUACUUUUAUUUCCUUCAAGAACCAGCCCAUUAAGUGUUUGCAAGUGAGAGCAGUAGCUUCUCCUGCUGGAUUUGAUGAAAUGGUUUCUGGGACCGAGCGUAAGUAUUACAUGCUAGGUGGUAAAGGAGGAGUUGGGAAGACAAGUUGUGCUGCUUCACUUGCUGUAAAAUUUGCAAAUAAUGGUCAUCCCACUUUAGUAGUUUCAACUGAUCCUGCACAUUCCUUAAGUGAUUCUUUUGCCCAGGAUUUGGCUGGCGGGACUCUAGUUCCAGUUGAAGGCCCGUAUUCUCCAUUAUUUGCCCUUGAGUUGAAUCCUGAAAAGGCCAAGGAAGAAUUUCGAAGUGCAACCCAGAUAAGUGGAGGAUCUGGUAUCAAAGACUUUAUGGACGGUAUGGGCCUUGGAGUGCUUGCUGAACAGCUUGGGGAACUAAAGCUUGGAGAACUGCUGGAUACACCCCCUCCUGGUCUAGAUGAAGCCAUUGCAAUUUCAAAGGUUAUGCAAUUCCUUGAUUCGCAGGAAUAUAAUAUGUUUACUCGUAUAGUGUUUGACACAGCCCCGACGGGACAUACUCUACGGCUCUUGUCCUUGCCAGACUUCUUGGAUAAAUCAAUUGGAAAGAUUUUGAAGUUGAGACAGAAGAUAGCUUCUGCCACUUCAGCAAUAAAGUCUGUCUUUGGCCAGGAAGGAUCGCCCAAGCCAGAUGCUGCAGAUAAAUUGGAGCGGUUAAGGGAGAGGAUGAUAAAAGUAAGAGAGCUUUUUCGUGACACAACCUCAACAGAAUUUAUCAUAGUAACAAUCCCCACGGUUAUGGCAAUUAGCGAAUCGUCCAGGUUGUGUGCUUCCUUAAAGAUGGAAGAUGUUCCUGUCAAGAGGCUUAUUGCUAAUCAGAUCCUCCCGCCAUCAGCCUCAGAUUGCAAGUUCUGCGCAAUGAAAAGAAAGGACCAAAGUCGUGCUCUGGAUAUGAUCCAGAAUGACCCAGAGCUCUCUAGCCUGAUGUUGGUCCAGGCACCCCUUGUUGAUGUAGAGAUCAGAGGUGUUCCAGCUCUUCAGUUUUUAGGGGACAUUGUCUGGAAAUAAAGAAAAAGAACAUGACACUGCAUCAGCUAAUCAGAUACAUUCUUGUAAGUUGUAUUGACUAUCCAUUUCG